UACCAACUGAAUAGUUUGCUUUGCAAACCCUUCACUCAGGGAAAGUGGUCAGAAAGGAAGCCUAAUGUUCCCGCCAAUUAGAUGUAAAUUGUUAUGAUACCAUUUCCUGGAUGUUGUAAGAACUCUCCUACCACCAUCAUUCCACUCAGAUAACAAGAGGGAGACUGAGUAGGCUGAGAGAGGGAUCUAGAUCAGGGACCCCUCUGAAAAGAUGCCGCCACCACCCCCGCCGCCCCCGCCGGGGCCCCCUCCCCCACCCACCCUGAGCCAGGCCAACACAGCCAAGCCCAACCUCUCCAAGAACGCGCAGAAAUCCAGAGGGGCGCUUCUUGGGGACAUUCACAAAGGAAUGAAACUCAAAAAGACAGUUACAGUCGACAAAAGCAAACCUGUGCUAGGUGCAUCAAAACCUAGUGGAGGAGGCGGUGGAGGUGGGGGAGGAGGAGGAGGAGGAGGAGGAGGAGGGGGAGGAGGAGGAGGAUUUGGAGGAGGAGGAGGAGGUGGUGGUCUUGGAGGUUUAUUUGCAGGAGGAAUGCCCAAAUUGAAGCCAUCAGGAAUGAGAGGAGGAGGAGGCGGCGGCAGUUCAGCACACUCAAACGCACCUUCAUUACAUGCACCUUCAUCAAACCAUGUCAAUCAUAGCAACAGGGGCCCAUCUACGUCACCUCAACCCCCAAGACACAAUUUUGGUCAUAGUGGUGGAACAAGAGACAACAAGCCAAGCGGCGGACCACCCACGUCACGCCCGUUACCCCCUCCCGUUGGGGGCUCACGGCCACUGCCCAGCCAACCAAAGAACACUCACAAUCCAGUGUCAGCCAGAAUAAGUAAUAAAGGCAGCAGUAAUGGGCACGGGGCAGACCGGGCACCACCCCCUCCACCUCCAAAUAGCAGUAGACCUCCAAGACCCCCUUCCACAAGUUUCCCCCUUCCACCUCCAUCAUUAUCAUCCUCAAAACCCUCAAAUAAUAAUUUUCCACCACCCCCUCCCCCUUCGACUAUACCUUCGAGGAAUAGUAGAGCGCCCCCGCCCCCUAAGAGAGAUCCCCCUAAAGGGUCGACGGCCCCGCCCCCACCCCCUCAGGCGAGGCUCGAUCAUAAACUCUCCAAUGGUCCAAAUACAGGUCCACCACCGCCACCGCCUUCAAGGCCGCCCCACGGUGGCAGGCCGCCCCCACCCCCAAGAGACAGUGCCAGGCCGGGGAAUGCGCCACCACCACCUCCGCCUUCCAGAAGUCAGGGCCGGCCUCCGUCAACGUCAAAUUUAUCGUCGAGGGCUCCACCACCGCCGCCAAACAGAACAUCAACCGGUCUAGGUAGUGGCCCUCCCCCACCAUCCAGGGAUAGAGGACAGAGACCGCCAUCAAUAGUGGGUUCAGGACCGCCACCACCACCACCAUCCAGAACACCAAGAAGUCCCCCUGCAAGGGAUUCAGGAAUAAUGAAUGGAACUGGUAAGUAAAUCCUUUUAUUUAUCUUUUGCUAGAACAGGUUACGUUAUCCAUAUUUUUUUAAAUACAAAAUACUCAGUUCAGAGCAGACCUAACAUAUUGGGAAGUUUAUCACAUGAACGUAUUGCAGCAAUUUGCAAGCCAAUUACACAAAGUUUUAUUGGGUAUGCCUGCCUACUUUACAUGUACAAAUGUCUCGGUGUGAGCAAACUUUCAGCCAAAUACACAAAGAUGUUACUGUUGAAUAUCAUGCGAAUGGCAUAAAGGCGAGAACAUUUUUCUUCUUUCAUUGUCACUUUGAAGCAAUUUAUAAUUCUCUGUUUCAAUACUACACCCAAAUCUUUCAAUAGUUGACCUCGGCACCUUGUCAAAUGUCAAAUAUCCGAAUUUCGUCACAGACAAAACAAUGGAGAAUGCAGAAAAGGUGAAGGUCUAGGGAUACAGGUUGUAGCGCAUUUGUAUCAGGAUUCCUGCAUAAAGACACUGCACAGACUUUUGACUCAGUGCCUUUAAAGGAAACCAAAACCCAAGAAGAGAAGCAAUUUUAUUGAAAAGAGUGAAAUGAGAGGAACAAUUUAAAACAAGUUUCAUCAAAAUCGGUAAUAAAAUAAGCAAGUUAUGGAGUUUUAAAAAGUCUUGCUGUACAUUCUAUGUGGAUCUCCAAAUUGGCAAACAUGCUUCAUAAUGGCAGAUUUUGUGGACAACUCUCAAUUUGUUUUGUACACAAAUUUUCAGUUUUUCCCCAUCAUCUAUCUUUCAAAUUGCAUCUUGAAUCCUGAAAAUAACAUAUGUCAUGGAAAAUAUAAUUCACACCACACAUCUCAAGGUCAGGAAGAGAUAAUGUGAAAUAUGUAAACUGAAGGGGAAAAUCUGAAAAUUUGUGUACAAAACUAAUGGAGAGUUAUCCACAAAAUCAGCCAUUUUGAAGCAUGUUUGCCAAUUUGAGGAUCCCCAUAGAAAAUACAACAAGACUUUUCAAACUUCCAUAACUCGCUUUGUAUUUUGAUUUCCUUUAAAUACAGGAGAAUGAUGAGAUACAUGUUUAUAUUACAAAAAAUAUCAAAUACAUGCAGAAUGAAGCCAUAUGAUAUCCACCAUGAUAACAUUUUGAUGUGAAAAAGAAAGAAAAAUCAAACAAGCAUAGUACAGUCUGUUCCAUCACUCUGCCGUUGGGUUUGACUUGGGCUAUACAGUCCUUUUUAAAAACAGGGUAAUCCUUUCAGAGCCAAGAGGCCUGCUUUUCAAAAGAGCCCUGUUUUAUAAAUAUAUUCCAUACAAAUGAGAACUUAUAAUGUACAAAACCAUAGAGAUAGAACUACACAAAAUAAUACAACACAUAUUAAACUAAAUAAGCCAGUUCGUCGUUCCACUCUGCGCAUGAUCAGAAGAUUCUGCGCAUGAUCAUAGGAAGGUCAUUUGUACUAAAGUGACAUGGUGGUUUAACAUUUUAAUGAGAUAAGCACCAAAUUUGAUGUCUUGAUUAUUCUUAUAUUCUUUUGAAUUGUGUUUUUAAUUCACAUCCACAAAAAAAAUGCGUCCACGAAUGACUAGUAUAUUUCACAGUUUGCCAAGUACAUUGUACAGCAUCCUCUAGUAUGCAUUCAAAGUAGAAAUGCAACAAAUACCUUCAUAGAGUGUUCAUUUAUGUGCUAUUCUAGUCACCUGGUCUAUUCAAUUUCUUCAUCCCGCUAUGUAAGGCAUGCAUACGUAAUAUCUUGCUUUGAAAUCUGCCUAUCAUAAUGAAAGAAAUGAAAGGUCAUUUGACCAAAAUUGUCCAUGAGUAACUACGAACUGGUCUAUUGAACUAAAAUGAACUAAACUGAACUAAACUAAACUAAACUAAAAAACUUAGCUAAAAGCAUAACAAAACAAGACAUGAAAAAGGAAAAGGAAACCGGUAACCAGCACGACAUAAAAAGUUUGACUUCUAUUAGUACGAUUAAAACAGAAAAUGAACCAGCAAUUUCCUGCAUUAUUUUAACAAUGACAGGUUGAUUGUGUGUAUUUGGGUCUUAAAAGAAUUGAGUGUAGUUGCCGUACAAAUAUAGGUUGGUAGUUUGUUGUAGAUACUGGGGG
This is a messenger RNA of Lytechinus pictus (painted urchin), 3527 nucleotides long. RefSeq names its product WAS/WASL-interacting protein family member 1-like. Gene Ontology annotation, molecular function: actin binding. The record is from RefSeq and is a predicted model, not a curated record. The coding region runs from base 212 to 1462 and encodes 416 amino acids. NCBI's taxonomy places the organism in Eukaryota, Metazoa, Echinodermata, Echinoidea, Temnopleuroida, Toxopneustidae. The transcript is spliced from 4 exons.